AUGGCAAGGGAAGAGCUGGGUGCAGCGCCAGGCAGGCAGCAGGACUCCUGCACCUCUGCAGCCGAGAAGGAGAUGGGAGGAGCAGAGCGAAGAGAGAAGCAAUACCGAGCCCAUCGGGGAUUUGCGGAUCGCCGCGGUGGGGUCAUCAGCGCCCGCACAUAUUUCUACGCUGAUGAGGCCAAGUGUGACCAGCACAUGGAGACUUUCCUCCGCUGCAUUGAUGCUUCAGGUGGCAGCUCAGAGGACGGCUUCUCAGCCAUCAAGCUGACAGCACUGGGCAGACCUCAGUUCCUGCUGCAGUUCUCAGAGGUGCUGGUGAAGUGGCGGAGGUUCUUCCACCAAAUGGCCGCAGAGCAGGGCCAGGCUGGGCGAGCAGCGGUGGAAAUGAAGCUGGAGGUGGAGAAGCUGCAGGAGGCCCUGGCCAACCUGGGCAUCGUGACCAAGGCAGAGAGCCAGCACUGGUUCACAGGCGAGAACCUGGGUGUGAGCGGCACUGUGGACCUGCUAGACUGGAACAGUCUGAUCGACAGCCGCACCAAGCUCUCCAAGCUGCUGCUCAUCCCCAAUAUGCAGACUGGGCAGCUCGAGCCUCUGCUCUCACGCUUCACCGAGGAGGAGGACCUGCAGAUGAAGCGGAUGCUGCAGCGGAUGGACAUCCUUGCCAAGAGAGCCACAGAGAAGGGCGUGAGGCUGAUGGUGGACGCAGAGCAGAGCUACUUCCAGCCAGCCAUCAGCCGCCUCACCCUGGAGAUGCAGCGCCGCUUCAACAGGGAUCGGGCAAUCAUCUUCAACACCUACCAGUGCUACCUGAAGGAGGCUUACGACAAUGUGACCGUGGACGUGGAGCUGUCACGCCGAGAGGGCUGGCACUUUGGCACCAAGCUGGUCCGCGGCGCCUACAUGGAGCAGGAGCGGGAGAGGGCGGCCCAGAUUGGCUACGAGGAUCCCAUCAACCCCACCUAUGAGAAGACCAAUGAGAUGUACCACAGGUGCCUGGACUAUAUCCUGGAGGAGAUCAAGCACAACCGGAAAGCCAGUGUGAUGGUGGCAUCUCACAAUGAGGACACGGUGAAGUUCACCCUGCGCAGGAUGAUGGAGCUUGGGAUCCAUCCCUCGGAGAAGAAGGUGUGCUUUGGGCAGCUGCUGGGCAUGUGCGACCAGAUCACCUUCCCCCUGGGUCAGGCCGGCUUCCCCGUCUACAAGUACGUGCCCUACGGGCCGGUGAACGAGGUGCUGCCCUACCUGUCCCGAAGAGCCCAGGAGAACAGGGGCUUCAUGCAGAGGGCAAACCGGGAGCGGGACCUUCUCUGGAGAGAGGUCAAGAGGCGGCUCCUCGCUGGCAGCCUCUUC
Messenger RNA from Antrostomus carolinensis (chuck-will's-widow), 1350 nucleotides. RefSeq names its product proline dehydrogenase 1 (gene PRODH). The annotation marks the transcript as partial. Gene Ontology annotation, molecular function: FAD binding; proline dehydrogenase activity. The transcript has 13 exons. Lineage: Eukaryota; Metazoa; Chordata; Aves; Caprimulgiformes; Caprimulgidae. The record is from RefSeq and is a predicted model, not a curated record. Gene Ontology annotation, cellular component: mitochondrion.